Anopheles bellator is the source of this 1838-nucleotide messenger RNA. RefSeq lists its product as uncharacterized. The record is from RefSeq and is a predicted model, not a curated record. Lineage: Eukaryota; Metazoa; Arthropoda; Insecta; Diptera; Culicidae. The transcript has 2 exons. The coding region runs from base 6 to 920 and encodes 304 amino acids.
ACAGUAUGGAACUGGAUGAUAAUUUGAGCACAACCUCAACAUCUACAGAUAGCACAAAUUGUGAGGAAAAAAGUUCGACAGGUUCAGAACCAGUUCGACAAAAUGGCGUUCUCAGCGAUUUGCCAUCUACAAGUAUGGCUAAAAAAGGCAAAGUACAAAUCUACCAACAUCAUAACGAAAACAACAUCGAGCCUCAGAGCGUAACUUUCAGAAAUUGCUCUAAUGAAAUUGCUGCUACCAUACAGCGACUUGCUGCCAGGAAAUUCGCCACCAACGUACCAACCAACAUUAUAAAGAAAACAACAGAAAGCACAACUCUCCCUGUCAAGGAACUGCGUGCAUUGCAUGAGUUAGUUCCUUCUUUACAAACUUACGAAGUACGAAAUGAUCCUUUCCUACCCUUGUUGAAUGAAAGACAUGUAAAACGUCCGAGAGUUGCUUAUGCGGAUGGGACUGAGGAUAUCAUUCCGUCUGGUGCAAAAAAGCGUAAAUGUUAUCGCAAAUCGAUUCCUUAUCAUUUACUUCUCGCGCCUAUUAUGAACCUUGACGACCAUAUGCUCGCAUACGUUAGUGGCAAUAGUCGUAGUAAUGGUUCGGAUCAUACAGAGAAUUCGGAUCAAAAAGGGAACAAACUACAGGACCGUGAUAUCAGCUCAUUAUCUAAAAGCAAUGAUGAGAUGAAAAAAAUCACUAACCCGUUACCGACUACUAGUUCAACGAUCAACGUUCAGAACAACGAUCAAAAUAUUAAAGAAAUCAACCCAACAACAUCAGCGAAUAGUACAGCGUCACAAAUCCCACGUGACCCUCGUCUUCGUUUGCGAACCAAAAUAAAUUAUUCGGACACGAAACGUAACAAGGCACGCAAAGAUCAAAAAGGAAAUCAAAAGGCAAAAUCAACCAUCGCUGGCAAAAAGUGAACAACAAGGUGAUCCGGUACCUGUAGAAGAGAAGCAAUGUGAGUAUUCAGAUAAUGUAAGCAAUCUUUUCAGCGAUCUUCCAUCUACAAUUAAGACUGAAAGGAUAAAAGCACAAACGUACCAACGCCAUAAUGAAAACAAUAUCAAAACUCAUAAAUAUACCCCUAAUGCCACUUAUAAAAAAAACGCAUAAAUGAAAUGCUAUCAGGAAAUAUGGCUUCGACGUAAGACCAAACAACAUUGAAAGGAAAUCAACAGUUAGAUCCUUAUGCGGAUGGUUUUGAGUAUAUCAUUCCGUCCGGUGCAAAAAAGCAUAAAUGUUAAAAGCAUAAACCAGUAUGGAAAAAGCUCAAUUUUAUUGCUCUCUGCGACUAGCCGUUAAUGUAAAGUUCAAUUUGCCGAAUCCUUAUCAUUUACUUCUCAUGUUUACUACAAAACUUGGCAACAAUAUGGCUUCAUACUUUAAUGGCAACAGUUGUAGUAAUAGCUAUGAUCAGAACAAGCAACAGAAACUUGACAUAAUCAGAUCAUCAUCUAGUAGCAAUGAUGAAGCGAAAGGCAUCAGACAUCAGUCCGUUACCGACUACUAGUUACAAUGAUCAAAAUAUUAAAGAAAUCUACCCAACAACUUCAGUGAUCAGUACAGCGCGUCCAUUCCCACGUGACUCUCGUCUUCGCUUUCGAACCAAAAAAAAAAUCGGACCCAAAACGUUAUAAGCCACGAAAGAUCAAAGGGAAAUCAAAAAGAAAAAAACAACCAAACCAUUAUUUGCCACAGACGAAUUUGCGAGACAUGAACACAGCGAUCACAGUUACAACUAAAUGACUAAAAUUGAAUUUUGUGUUCCUAUUGUCGACAUUAUUUUUGAUCUCCAUAGAUAUAUAGACAAAACACAUCUAUCAAUUUUUUUGAGGUAA